UUGAUAUUCUAAAAUUGAAAAAUUGAAUUACUCCUACCUUUCUUUGUCGGUUCUACUAGUUUGCUAGUCCGGGUUUUACAAUUGCAAAUACCCGCCGACCAAAGACUGCAAUGUUGCACCUGCUUGUGGACAAGGCUUUCAUUGUUCAAGAAACGCUCGAUGAAAAACACCAGCAGUUGUCUGAACUGAAGGAGAAGCAAGUGAUAUGGAGGCCACUUUGAGUUGCUGAAAUCCAAACAAGAUGAGAAUUCGAAGGGCUGAAGAAAAGCGUGAAACGUUUCUGGUAACGAAAGCCACGGAGGGGCCGAGUGGAAUCGAAGAAUUGACAAUACCGGAGAAACUAUGCCGUUUCUACGUUGAAAGACCAAAAUUGGCAUUCGGAAUCACACUGAGCAUCCAACUAAGCACGGUUUUGGCAACUGCUAUACUCUAUCUCAUUGGGUACGACAUCCUGCCUUAUGAUUUUGGAAAGGUGCCGUUAAAUUUGGAAAAAGAUGCCACUAAAUUAAGAGCUGAUGCAUUCAAUUUUGUCAGCCAAGAUACAAGAAUUAACCUUCUUCCGACAACAAUACUUGGCCAACCUGAACGAUCUUUGAGAUAUUCACCGAUCGAGCUGUUUUUUAGCCUCAAGGAAAAGAAUGUACUUACUGCAAAGAAUCUUAAGGAUAUUGAUAAUACAGAGAAAAGAUUGUAUAAUGAUGAAAUAUUUCAAAAGAAGAUUUGUAACCUGAAUUAUGUCACAGGAAACUGCAGCUUGCCUUUAUCGAUCAUUAGACUCUUUGAUGGAACAUAUAGAAAAUUGAACCCAGAUUUAUUUGAUCCAGAAUUUAGAAAUAUUGAAAAAGUGCUGAGAGUUGCUAACAACAUAAGUAUCACACGGGCCUUAGUUGCAUUCAGCCUUGAUAUACAUUCUGUUAUUAACAACGACAUUGUUCGUGCUGGUUGUGUUCGCUCAGUGAUAUUCAACGGAUUUCCCUUGAAAGGUUACAGGCAUGCAGAAGAUAGAAAGGAUGAGCAGACAGAGGAACUUAACAAAUACACCCAAAAGGCAUUUGCUGAUACGCUUAAAAAUAUGUACAAAGAUGGCGUUGGUAGUAUGGAUCUGUAUUAUAACAACUUGGCUCUGUUUUUUGAUGCUAUCGACAAACAAGUAAUUUAUGAUUUACUGUUAGCUGCUGGCAGCUUUCUGUUCAUUUUUUGCUUUAUUUGGGUAAAUACCGGCUCAUUGUGGAUUACAAGCUGGGCUCUUUUGGGCAUUCUCACAAAUUUCUUCGGCGCCAACCUCGUCUACCGCGUCCUACUUGAUUUUCGUUACAUUGGCAUAUUCCAUGUUUUAUCUGUGUUCAUCAUUCUCGGCAUUGGUGCGGACGAUGUAUUUGUGUUUUUCAACACAUGGAAAUUGAUGGAACAGCGCAAAUACCCGAAUCUCAUCAUCCAUCUAACAGAAACAUUUCGAUGCGCUGCAAGUGCUAUGUUUGUGACGUCAUUGACAACAAUGGCUGCUUUUCUCGCAAGUGCAGCAUCACCGCUUCUUGCAGUGUCUUCUUUUGGAGUUUUUUCAGGUAUCUUGGUACUUGUCAACUACAUAUCUAUCUGUAUAUUCUUCCCGAGUGUCGUGGUAACAUACCAUUACUUCUGGCAAGAUUGCAAAGUAAAUUGCAGAAAAGAGAAGCAAGAAAACUUGAAAAACAAAAUUCAUCAAGCCAAGCCCAUUGGUGAGUUAUUUAAGAUCGUAGUCAAUUGGUUUGAAGGUCCAUAUGUGGAUUACGUCAUCCUGCAUCCCAUUGUGCGCUGGAUUGUUUUGGCCUUCUUCGUGGUUACCAGCGUCGUCUUCAUGUCAUUUGCUGUACAACUAAGACCAGAUGAAGAGCAGGUACAAGUAUGGAAGCCUGGGACCAAUUGGCAUGACAUACGUCACAUACGGAUGAAUAAUUUCAAAGAAUCUGGGGAAGGGAGUAACGUGAUUCGCGUGUAUUUGAUCUGGGGAUUGGGGUUGCAAGACAGACGCAAGUGUCACUUUACAGAUUACAAAUGCAGAGGAGAGACGAUAUUUGACGAAGAUUUCGAUCUAAAUGCGCCAAAUUGUCAGCUUUCUGUGCUGGAGUUCUGCAAACGCCUAAAGUCUCUCACUCCUGAAGAGGCAGAGAAGCUGAAAAUACGGAGAAGUGUCGCAACUGGUGAGCUUGAAGUCUCAUGCUUCAUGGAGAAGAUGCAAUCAUUUCUAAAGUCUGAAACCAAAGCACGCAAGUUUUCAAACGAAGCAAACAUUUCUCUACCGAUAGACGAACGAAAAGCGAAAAUUAUUAUGCAGACAAGGCCUAUCGUUUACAACGAGACGAUGCUUAGUGGUGAAUACAAGCGUUUCUUCGAAGUUGGCCUUGGUUACUGGCUUUCAAACGGUGGAAAUCCAAACCCAGGUUACAAUUAUUUCGUUUACGGCAAUUGGAUUGGAGGGUCUUUGGAUCCAACAGCCAUGCCCUACCUAGCAAACCCAAGAUCGAAAUUGACUGCAAUGGCGCAAGGAGGACGAUUUGGAAAUCGUUUGCGGUAUGCUGCCGUUGUUGUAAACACAUCUUUAACUGGAGCAACUAUGAAAUAUCAAGAAGGAAAUAUAGUUUACGAUAAUUGGGAAAAAUUUGUCAAUGAACAGACGGCCGACAUGCCACGUCACUGCAAAAAUAUGUUUCAAUGCACACCAGAAUGGAAUAAUUGGCACUGGUUGAAGGUGCAAUGGGUCCUACUUGUUGGUGCAGUGCAAGGUAUUAUCAUUGGAUUGGCUCUAGCUCUGCCUGUCCUUAUAUUCACAACCUGCAACUGGAUAAUUGGAUUGUUGGCAGCCCUUACAAUAUCAUUGAUUACAAAUGCUGUUGUCGGACUAAUACCACUUCUUGGCUGGAAACUGGGUGUUAUGGAAUCACUGAAUCUCACCCUAGUCGUUGGCCUUGCUGUCGACUAUUGUGUACAUCUAGCGGAUGGGUAUGUCCGCUCGAAGAAGACAAGACGCGUUGAUCGAUUGCGGGACAUGCUGAGGACCGUUGGUGUAUCGGUGUUGUCCGGAGCUUGCACAACACUGGGAGCGUCUGCAUUUAUGCUUGGCUCUCAGAUAAUGUUUUUCUGUCAAUUUGGCAUAUUUAUGUUUUGCACAAUCGGAUUCUCUAUAAUAUUUGCAUUGGGUUUCUUUACUGUUGCCAUUGGUUUCAUUGGUCCAGAAGGUGAUAGAGGCUCUCUAAAGCACUGCUUCACGUGCUUUUUUCCAAGACGCAGUGAAGGAGAAAACCGGAAUGAGUUUUCAGUUCAGGAGUUCUGUGACGUCAAAUCAGGAUGCAGCGCAUCAAAGGACAACAUUGAACGUACCUUGCCAGGACAGUUGGAGAAUCUGUACACGCCAACAAUUAUUCAUGAUGGAGACCGGGUAAAAUUCAAAGUUCCUAGAAAGACAGAAAUAAAAGAAGAAUUGAACUAGGUAUUUCAAGUGAAAUAUCAUUAGAUAUAUCUAAUAUCUAGAAUUUGAGAAAAGCUCAGCUAGAUUUUAGGGUAACAUAGUUGACAAGAGGCAGGUCAUAGAUCAUAAAGUUUACUUGCCAUUAGCCAUAGUAAAUCAAAGAUCAUUGUGCUUAGCCAUUAUUAGAAAAUGCCUCAAAGUUGAAUAAUUGUGUGGUUGUAGGCAUUAUGUGGACAAGGCACUUUUGCUGGAAAAUUUGAAAAUCAUGUACAAAUUUUUUAUUUAUCAGUUUGGUCUCACAAAAAUCUGACUACCUUGAGCUCAUCUAUGCUGCAAAUUCGAAUAUUCAGACUUCAUAUUUAAUAGACUGAACAAGGUCUUUAAAAAUUGAUAAUUAAAAGUGUAAUAGAAUAGGUAGGUAGGCUCAUACAUGAAUAAAGAAUAUGCUUAGCACAAAACACCUCUGGCAGGUUGAGUGAGAUUUAUAUAAGUGGUACUUCGAUCAGCACCUAUUCUACCGCUAAGAUUUCUAGGUAGCAAUUAGACUUAAAGGUAAUUAGAGGGAAUCCGUCUCAGAUUAACAAACACAUUUCAUUCGCGCAACAACAUCAAGAGUACUUUGCUAUUAAAGCUCCACUUAUUUUGUAUUUAUUACUGAAAUUCCUUUACAAUAAUAGGAAGUACUAGACUAGAGUGUGUUCGCUAUUCUACCACGAAAUUUAAAAAUUCCUCAAGACAUCACUAUUUGAAGGCAAGAGGAUUUUAGACAUACUGAAAACCUUAGAUAUCAGGCUGAAGGCAUCCCAUUUCAAAAACACCCCCCCCCCCCACCCCCACUAAAUUACUAUUAAAGAACUGAUCCCACAGAAACCUUUGAUUUCAAUGUAACUGCCAUAGUGUCCCAUAUUAUCUAGGCAUUGUUUGCUGUAUGUUGUAAUGGUGGCUUGUUACCUAAACCCUGAAAAUCGAGGUAGAGGGCUUUCGUUAACUAAAUAUUCUGAUGAUAAUCCAUAGAUAGUGCCAGAAUAGGAUUCAAGGUAAGUCAUACCAAUGAAACUUUCCCCGAAGAGCAACUAUUUUUUCAAAAAUUUUGCUCUGAGCCCUUGUGUACCUGGUAAUGUUUCUUCCGGACUCCAUUCAUACGUAACUCAGCUAGUUUAGCCAAAAUGGACCGUUUUGGAAACGUAGGCCAAACUUUGAUCCCCUUGGAAUGUUUUGCUUUAUAUCCCACAACUUUAUAAAUGGGUUAAGUUAGAAAUGUGAUAUAUGUGUAUGCCAAUUUUGGAACAGAAAAAAACUAUAUGAGAAUUGGAGCCAAGAAAAGAAUAAAUUGCACUAUUGUUGAACUCAAACGCAAUUUCGGGAAUCUUUGCUUGACACCAAAGUUACGAAUAUUUACUUUCACAGAAUCGCAUUGUUUAAGGCUUUAAGAUAGUUCCAGAUUGCAAAAUUCUUCUGCGAAAAUUCUUGUAGGAAAUUGGCAUAGCUCGCUGGGUAUGGAGAAGAAUUUAUUCAAAACGCUCCUGUGUUAAUUGGCUUUGAAGAUUUGUCUUGCGAUAGGUAGUCUUGGAAAAUAAUUGUGGAUGGGGGUAGUUGUAGAUUAUUUGGUAAUUUGUGAAAUACAAUUAUUGCAAAGUUUAGCAAAAAUAUGUAGAAUUUUUUGGAGUGCAGAUAUAAUCAUAUUGCUUUAUUUAUUAUUGAUAAUUGAACUUUUUUCAAUUUGAAUGUGCAAAAUUUUAAAAGAGUUGUUUUUCUUAAUAAUUUUUGGUUUUGUAUUAAUUAAUUUGCAUUUUGAAUUGUAAAUUGCAUUAAAGUCUUGAAAAUGACAGUCUAACUUAUA
Rhopilema esculentum is the source of this 5282-nucleotide messenger RNA. NCBI's taxonomy places the organism in Eukaryota, Metazoa, Cnidaria, Scyphozoa, Rhizostomeae, Rhizostomatidae. The record is from RefSeq and is a predicted model, not a curated record.